CUCCCCGCCGUCCCCCCACCCAGACCCCGGAGGCCCGAGCGCGGGGCGCCGGCUCGCGGCCCUGCGGCCCAGGCCCCGGCGUCGGACGGGGCGGCGGCGGGGGGCGGGGGCCCCGUGUGCGAGCGCCGGCGUGCCGGCGUGAGGAGCGGGCUCCGGGCCGGGGGGCCGGCCGGGGCAGGGGCCGGAGGGGGUCUGCGCCGGCGGCGGGGAGCAGCACAUCGCCCUUCUUUCUGUCGGGAGCACAGUGCGGCGCGGCCAGGGAGGCCCGCGCUGCCCGAGAAGCCCGGCCCUCCUGGCGCUGCUGAGGCGGUCUCCGCCCGGGGUCAAUAGGCGUGGUCUGGCCGCGAGAGAGGAGAGCCCGCCGCGGGGGUGAGCGAGGAGGCCGGGCGCGCGGGAGGAGGGAAUCGCGGUAGUCGGCGGUGGAGUCCGCGGACCGCUGCUCUGCGCGCGGUGGCUGUUGGCGAACCGGUGGACUCCCGGUCUGUGUUUUGAGAAGGGCCGCGGCAAGUGGUGCGUGUUGCAGAUGGGUCUAUGUGGCAACGGAAGAGAAGUGCAAUUUGGAACAAACAGGCUGAGUCAGAACAGUAGGCCAGUGUGGAGAGCACGAGAGGUAGUCUUGUUUCAGGGGAAAGAGGCGAAGUUGGGACGGCUGUUAUAAACUACAGGUCCACUGGAGUAAACUGGGAGUUGUGGCUUCUCAUUGGGUGGGGUGAUGAGGAAAUCCUGUCUUUUCGAGUCUGGGGUAGUGAAGUAGUGUCCCAUGUAAGUUGAAGUCCGUCUCUUUGGGUUGGGUCUGCAGUUGAUCACUGUGGUAGUGUCUGAGAGUUCCUCCCAGUGCAACCUCCCGACUCCAAUUUAGUGAGGUUUCCCAUCAUUAAUUUUCACAAGUCCUAGCAGCUGAAGGGCUGGAAACUCCCAUCAUCCUGAUGGAAGGUAGCAGGAAGUUGUGUAUCCUUGGGGAUGUCGUAACUUGUUUUGACAUUGGUAAGCGACUUAGAUGUUUCAGAGAAGUGUGAGUGAUGGCGUCAAGUGGGCAGCUGGACAGGACGUUUUGGGAAACUGGGGGAAGGAUGCAUGAUGGAGAGUUUGAAAAGUGAUGGCUACUGUGUGGACCAGGGUGGAGAUUUGGCUCACAUUUAGGAAGGGAAGGCAGAGAAUCAUGGUAAUAGGCUAGUAGGUCAGAGGGUCCUAGUAAAGUGCUGAGGAGUGGUUUUCUGGCUCAGCACGUGGUUGGGGUUACUGGACAUUGCCAACACAGGUGAAGGGGAGAGAAUGAUCUGGCAGAAACAUGGGCAAGCCCUCCAUGGGAUGAUGGGACAAGAGAUGGCUAGGACACCUAGGAGUAAUUUUGCCAAGAUGACAGUGAAGUUGGGGCUGCUCUUUAUUCAGUGCUGUAGGCUUCACAGAAUUUUGCGGUGAGUUUUUACGGUGCCUGAGGUGUUGCAGAGUCUUGCUGGUAGUUCAGGUCUGCACAAAUGCAGUCAUUUCUGCUUUGCUCUGCCUGGCAGGGGAGACCCUUAGGGCUGGGGUUUUCACAAAGGUUCAGUAGAGGAUGAUUGGUUCCCGAUUGUGGCGGGACAGCGUGGGCAGCAGAGAAGUGGAAGAGGGUCUGUGAGUAUCCGAAGCUGACCGUGCUUGUGAGUGUCUGUUACUGAAGGGAGGGUUACAGGCAGCUGAGGAGGGCUUCUCAGCAGCAUGUGAGGCUUUCCCUGUUUUGGGAUCCAUGGGAGUACUGGGUGGGACUGGAACCUGUUUGAGUUUGUCAAACAGCCUGUGGAUGUCACGUGACAAGUACGAGUGUGAGUCAAGGGAGGAUCCUUUGUUGUGGGGCAGGAAGGUGUGGGAGUUCAUCUGUGGGGUCUGAAGACGUGAGAGUGGUAGAGUCUACAGAAUCCUGUACACGUGGAGGGGAAGUGUGAGCUAAGGGCCUCAGCGCCCUGGUACUGAAGACUUCCUGGUAAAGCAGGGCCUAUAAUUGGCUGUCUUGAGGGCACAACGUGGGAGACUCCAUGGGAAUACCGUGGCAGGGGGAUGACCUUGCAGGCCAGACCCAGAGCUUAGAGUGCAUCCAUGUGUCCCCCUGCCUGUUGCUGCUGAGGACUGAACACAGUGAUUGAUGGGAAGUGUGGUGUGACCUUUGAGGACAUUGCCGUGUACUUCUCCUGGAAGGAGUGGAGGUUUCUUGAUGAGGCUCAGAGACGGCUGUACCACCAUGUGAUGCUGGAGAACUUUACACUUAUAUCCUCACUGGGUUGCUGCUGUGGAGCAGAGGAUGAGGCACCCUUUGCCCACAGCACUUCUGUAGGCGUGUCACAGACCAGGACGCCCAAGGCAGCUCAGUCUUCCCGGAAGACCCACCCCUGUGAGAUGUGUGGUCCAGUCUUGAGAGACAUUUUCCACUUGGCUGCGCACCAGGGAAAAGAAAACAGCCAGAAGCUGUUGAGGUGUGGGGCCUGUGGGAAACGAUUUUAUUUCAGUGUAAAGUUUCAGCAGCAGCAGGAGCAGCACGUGGGAGCAGAACCCUUCAGAAGCCGUGUGGACAGGGCCUCUGUUGUGAAGAGCUGGGGAUCCCAUGGUUCAGGAAAGCCCCUUAACUGUGGAGAAGUUCAGAAGGACUUCCUGUCUGGCUCGGGGCAUCUGCAGCAAGAGGCCACUCAUACUGGGGAGAAUCCAAAGGAAAUCACCCAGUGCAAGGCAACUUUACAAAGCAGAAAAAGUCAUGAUACUUGGGGAGAAUUCAAGAACGCCUUUGGUCCCAAACACACAGAUAUUCAGGACCAGGGUGUCCACCUUGGAAGACAGUCCUUUGUGUGCAGUGAAUGUGGGAGAUCUUUUAGCACUCAUACUACUCUCCAUUAUCACCACAGAGUUCACACAGGAGAAAGGCCUUAUGAAUGCAGUGAAUGUGGCAAGUCUUUUACCCGAAGACACAGACUCAAUAUGCACCUAAAGGUUCACUCAGGUGAAAGGCCUUAUGAGUGUAAUGAAUGUGGGAAAUCUUUUAUUUGUAGGUAUGAACUCCAGUAUCAUCAUAGAAGUCACUCUGGAGAAAAACCUUUUGAGUGCAGUGAAUGUGGGAAAUCUUUUACCUAUCGCUCUGCCCUCAGUUAUCAUCAGAGGUCCCACAGAGGAGAAAGGCCUUAUGAAUGCAGUGAGUGUGGAAAAUCUUUUACUUCUAGCUCUGCGCUCAGGUAUCACCACAGAGGUCACACAGGAGAGAGGCCUUAUGAGUGCAGUGAAUGUGGGAAAUCCUUCAGACAAAAACAUUCCCUCUCAAUACACCAGAGAAUUCAUAGUAGAGGAAACCCUUACAAAUGCAACAAAUGUGGGAAAUCUUUUUCUUGUAGUUCCAGUUUCCAUUAUCAUGAGAGAAUUCACACAGGAGAAAGGCCUUAUGAAUGCAGUGAGUGUGGGAAAUCUUUUAUAAGUAGUACUGCCCUCCAUUAUCAUCACAGGAUUCACACUGGAGAAAGGCCUCAUGAGUGUCAUGAAUGUGGGAAAUCUUUUAGCACUCACAGUGCUCUUCAGUAUCAUCGCAGAGUUCACACUGGAGAAAGGCCUCAUGAGUGCAGUGAAUGUGGCAAGUCCUUUACCCGAAGAAAUAGCCUCAAUAUGCACCUAAAGGUUCAUUCAAGUGAAAGGUUUUAUGAGUGUAAUGAAUGUGGGAAAUCUUUUAUUUGUAGGUAUGAACUCCAGUAUCAUCAUAGAGUUCAUUCUGGAGAAAAACCUUUUGAGUGCAGUGAAUGUGGGAAAUCUUUUACCUCUCGCUCAGCCCUCAGUUAUCAUCAGAGGUCCCACAGAGGAGAAAGGCCUUAUGAAUGCAGUGAAUGUGGAAAAUCUUUUACUUCUAGCUCUGCGCUCAGGUAUCACCACAGAGGUCACACAGGAGAGAGGCCUUAUGAGUGCAGUGAAUGUGGGAAAUCCUUCAGACAAAAACAUUCCCUCUCAAUACACCAGAGAAUUCAUAAUGGAGGAAGCCCUUACAAAUGCAACCAAUGUGGGAAAUCUUUUACUUUUAGUUCCAGCUUCCAUUAUCAUCAGAGAAUUCACACAGGAGAAAGGCCUUAUGAGUGCAGUGAGUGUGGAAAAUCUUUUAUAAGUAGUACUGCCCUCCAUUAUCAUCACAGAGUUCAUACUGGAGAAAGGCCUCAUGAAUGCAGUGAAUGCGGGAAAUCUUUUAUCACUCGUACUGCUCUCUCUUAUCAUCACAGGGUUCACACUGGAGAACGACCUUAUGAGUGCAGUGAAUGUGGGAAAUCUUUUAGGGGAAAAUCUAACCUCUCUCAACACUGGAGAGUUCACACUAGAGAAAAGCGUGGUUGUAUUAUGAAUAUGCAAUUUCCCUAUUCAGUGUAAUGCCACUGGUGGAAACUUUUUAUGUUUGUUUUUAAGAUUUUACAUAUUUAUUUGACAGACACAGCAAGAGAGGGAACAUAAGCAGGGGGAGUGGGAGAGGGAGAAGCAGGCUUCCCGCAGAGCAGGGAGCCCGAUGCAGGGCUUGAUCCCAGGACCCUGGGAUCAUGACCUGAGCCGAAGGCAGACGCUUAACAACUGAGCCACUCAGGCGCCUGUGGUGGAAACUCUUUGAGGAGCGAUUUGCCUGAUUUGAAUCUUUUACAGUGGGGAGAUUCCUUAUAAUGUUGGAAGUAUGUGUGGGUAUGUUGCAUUUUCUAAAUUGUCCAGAGAUCUCUCUAGAUUUAUGUAACUGACAGUUCUGUGACCCUUUCACUUCUGCCAGCUGGUAGGUCCACACAGUGCACGUCAGUCCUCACCCCCAGUGUACUCAGAGAAGCUGACCUCAGUUCCCAUGAAUUGGAGCAGAUUAGCAGUAACCUGAGGUCUUAGGGGCAGCUUUCCCUCUUCCUUGAAUACCUUCAGGGCGUGGACCUGAAUCAGUGAUAACCCAGAGAACAACAUGAAUUUGGCUGACAGCUUAUAGAGAAUGACUACCUUUUUCAGGAACAUGUUGGUCUCAUGUGAUACUUCUGAUUAGUUUUUCUAGGUUCCAAGUCACAAACUGGAGAACUUAUCUGCUCCACGUUGAUUUGGCUAAGAUGAUAAUCAAGGCCUUAGUGUUUUAAGUCCUCUUUAAUCUUGAAUGUUCUGUUUACUGUGAGGGGUAGUUUAUAAAAUGAUUUGGGCUCAACAAGCAUCAAAGGGUGAACUUUUUAAGAGUCUCAAAUUAUCUGUGCCUGAGGAGGGAGAGGAUGAUGGUAGGAAAUAGCUUGGCAGUUUUGUUUUGUUUUGUUUUAAAGAUUUUAUUUAUUUAUUUGACAGAGAGCUAGAGAGCACAAGGAGGCAGAGCAGCAGGCA
Molecule: messenger RNA, 5313 nt
Organism: Zalophus californianus (California sea lion)
Lineage: Eukaryota; Metazoa; Chordata; Mammalia; Carnivora; Otariidae
Product: zinc finger protein 814-like
Exons: 4
Coding region: 2218-4356 (712 amino acids)
Biological process (GO): negative regulation of transcription by RNA polymerase II; regulation of immune system process; regulation of cytokine production
Source: RefSeq, a predicted model, not a curated record